AUGCGCGCGAUCCUUGUGAAAGACGGGAAGGGCCACGUCGAGAAUCUCUAUCUCGGAGAGGCCGAAAAACCCGUUCCAGGACAGGGGAAUGUUCUUGUCAAGGUUAAGUUCUUCGGUUUAAACCGCAUGGACAUCCUCCAGCGAGAGGGUCAUUACCCUCUGCCUCCGGGAGCAUCUUCCAUUCUCGGAGUAGAGUUCUCAGGCCACGUCGAGCAAGUGGGAGAAGGCGUGACCGAAUGGUAUGCAGGCGACGAAGUCUUAGGGCUUGCGGCAGGCCUUGUGCGCCAUACGCAUGGCCGCGAGUCUAUCGUCGUCUUGACGCUUCCAAGUCAAGAUAUGUUUCCGGAGAGAAGCGCUGACAACCCUUACACCACCCAGGGCGCGUAUGCGGAAUACAUUAUCGCGCCGCGCGGUAAUAUCAUUAGGAAGCCAGCUCACCUAUCUUGGGCUGAAGCCGCCAGUAUCCCUGAGGUGUUCCUAACAGCGUUCCAGGCACUGGUGGUUCUUGCCGAGGUCAAGAAGGGCGAUGACGUCCUCAUCCAUGCCGGGGCGUCCGGAGUGGGCAUCGCCGCAAUCCAGCUGGCCCGACUCUACGGAGCUAACACGGUCACAGCGACGGCAUCUACCAAGGAUAAGCUCGACAUGUUAUUGCAGCUACCCAGUGGGGCCACCCACGUUGUGAAUUACAAGGAGCAGGACUUUUCCGCAGAAGUGAAGAAGACUACGGGGGGCAAGGGCGUCGACAUAAUCAUUGACUUCGUCGGCCAAUCCCACUGGAACAAGAAUAUCGACUCACUUGCCUACGAUGGGCGUAUGACGAUGCUGGCCUUCCUCAGUGGCGCCGAAGUGGAAAAGUUCAAUCUCGCCCCCAUUCUCUAUAAGCGCCUGAGGAUCCAGGGAUCGACACUGCGUGCCCGCUCAGAGAGCUACCAAGCAGAUCUAGUCGCGAGGUUCAAGAAAGAGGCUUUCGAUCACAUCACCGGUGCUUCCGGCGACGGCAAAGUCCGCACGUAUAUCCACAAGGUCUAUCCUUGGACCGAGAUUCAGGAAGCGCAUCGCGAGAUGGAGGCGAAUAAUAACAGCGGAAAGAUCAUAGUCGAGAUUGUUUAA
Messenger RNA from Dichomitus squalens LYAD-421 SS1, 1110 nucleotides. RefSeq names its product quinone oxidoreductase. The record is from RefSeq and is a predicted model, not a curated record. The coding region runs from base 1 to 1110 and encodes 369 amino acids. The transcript has 9 exons. Gene Ontology annotation, molecular function: oxidoreductase activity. Lineage: Eukaryota; Fungi; Basidiomycota; Agaricomycetes; Polyporales; Polyporaceae.